Messenger RNA from Pipistrellus nathusii (Nathusius's pipistrelle), 1929 nucleotides. NCBI's taxonomy places the organism in Eukaryota, Metazoa, Chordata, Mammalia, Chiroptera, Vespertilionidae. The record is from the annotation of a GenBank genome assembly.
AUGGAGAGGAGCUCGAGCUGCGAGAGCCUGGAGUCCCCGGCGGCGGCGCGGCCGCCCAGCGCGGGCUCCCUGUCCAGUGCUUCCACUUCUCAUUCAGAGAAUUCAGUGCAUACAAAAUCUGCUUCUGUUGUGUCAUCGGAUUCCAUUUCAACUUCUGCAGACAACUUUUCUCCUGAUUUGAGGGUCCUGAGGGAGUCUAACAAAUUAGCAGAAAUGGAAGAGCCACCCUUGCUUCCAGGAGAAAACAUUAAAGACAUGGCCAAAGAUGUAACUUAUAUAUGUCCAUUCACUGGUGCUGUACGAGGAACUCUGACUGUCACAAAUUACAGGUUAUAUUUCAAAAGCAUGGAACGGGACCCUCCAUUUGUUUUAGAUGCUUCUCUUGGUGUGAUAAGUAGAGUAGAAAAAAUUGGUGGUGCUUCCAGUCGAGGUGAAAAUUCUUAUGGAUUAGAAAUUGUGUGCAAGGAUAUUCGAAAUUUACGGUUUGCUCAUAAACCUGAAGGGCGGACAAGAAGAUCCAUAUUUGAGAAUCUCAUGAAAUAUGCAUUUCCUGUCUCUAAUAAUCUGCCUCUUUUUGCUUUUGAAUACAAAGAAGUAUUUUCUGAAAAUGGGUGGAAACUAUAUGACCCUCUUUUAGAAUAUAGAAGGCAGGGAAUUCCAAAUGAAAGCUGGAGAAUAACAAAGAUAAAUGAACGAUAUGAACUUUGUGAUACAUAUCCUGCCCUCUUGGCUGUGCCAGCAAAUAUUCCUGAUGAAGAAUUAAAGAGAGUGGCAACCUUCAGAUCAAGGGGCCGAAUCCCAGUUUUAUCCUGGAUUCAUCCAGAAAGUCAGGCCACAAUCACUCGAUGCAGCCAGCCCAUGGUAGGAGUGAGUGGGAAGCGAAGUAAAGAAGAUGAGAAAUACCUUCAAGCCAUCAUGGACUCCAAUGCCCAGUCUCAUAAAAUCUUUAUAUUCGAUGCCCGGCCAAGUGUUAAUGCUGUUGCCAAUAAGGCCAAGGGUGGAGGUUAUGAAAGUGAAGAUGCCUAUCAGAAUGCAGAAUUAGUUUUUCUAGAUAUCCACAAUAUUCAUGUUAUGAGAGAAUCCUUACGAAAACUCAAGGAGAUCGUGUACCCCAACAUCGAGGAGACCCACUGGCUGUCUAACUUGGAAUCUACUCAUUGGCUGGAGCAUAUUAAGCUCAUUCUUGCCGGCGCGCUCCGCAUUGCUGACAGAGUGGAAUCCGGGAAGACGUCGGUGGUGGUGCACUGCAGCGAUGGUUGGGACCGCACCGCCCAGCUGACGUCGCUGGCCAUGCUCAUGCUGGACGGGCACUACCGGACCAUCCGCGGGUUCGAAGUCCUCGUGGAGAAAGAAUGGCUGAGCUUUGGACAUCGAUUUCAGCUUAGACUCGGGCAUGGAGAUAAGAAUCAUGCAGAUGCAGACAGAUCUCCUGUGUUUCUUCAGUUCAUUGACUGCGUCUGGCAAAUGACAAGACAGUUUCCCACAGCAUUUGAAUUCAAUGAAUACUUUCUCAUUACCAUUUUGGACCACCUGUAUAGCUGUUUAUUCGGAACAUUCCUUUGUAACAGUGAACAGCAGAGAGGAAAAGAGAACCUUCCUAAAAGGACGUUGUCACUGUGGUCCUACAUCAACAGCCAGCUGGACGACUUCACUAAUCCUCUCUAUGGGAGCUACUCCAACCACGUCCUCUAUCCAGUAGCUAGCAUGCGCCACCUAGAGCUCUGGGUGGGAUAUUACGUGAGGUGGAAUCCACGUAUGAAACCACAGGAGCCUAUUCACAAUAGAUACAAAGAACUUCUUGCUAAACGAGCGGAACUUCAGAAAAAAGUAGAGGAACUACAGAGAGAGAUCUCCACCCGAUCAGCCUCCUCCUCAGAGAGGGCCAGUUCUCCUGCACAGUGUGUCACUCCUGUCCAGACCGUGGUGUGA